Molecule: messenger RNA, 4605 nt
Organism: Saccostrea cuccullata (small rock oyster)
Lineage: Eukaryota; Metazoa; Mollusca; Bivalvia; Ostreida; Ostreidae
Product: mucin-3B-like
Exons: 1
Source: RefSeq, a predicted model, not a curated record
AGUCUAGAGGACAAGCCUGCCACACAGAGCUCUAAAAAAUCUAGCAAGAAAUCAAAGAAAACUGAACAAGAAAAUUCCUUGAAAGAGUCUGUGGUGGAACAGGAGUCUCUGAUGUCAAUGCCGGAAGAAAUCACCUUCUGUGAAAAUGAUAUCGAGGAUGUAUUAAACCAAGUGGAGAAAAUGGAAAAUUCCUUUGGAAGUCCUACAAACAGUGUUAGUAAGAAAUCAUCCAAGUCAAAGAAGGACAGAAGUGAAAAUGUGGACUCAGAGCCUGCCAACAAGAGAAGAAAAAGAAAUGUUUCCAAAGAGAAAUCAAAAGAAGCAGGAGAACCUCCACUGCAGGCCUCAACUGCUUCCAAAUCUUCCAUGUCAGUGUAUGAUUUUGAUGAAGACACAGACUUCUCCACUCCACUUUUUCCACUUCACUCCUCCAGAAAUUUAAGUGGAGGAGCGAAUGCUAAGAACCAGACGGCCUCUUCAAGCAGUGAUAAAACUCCUACCUCUUCCAGUCCGCUUUUUUCCAUGCCUGUGAUCACAACUGAACCAGGCUCCACGACCACUCCCCUCUUUGACGAUUUUCCUAUGACUCCCAAAAAGCGUGGAAAACACAAAAAGAACAAAAAGGUGGAGGAGAAAAUAUCUGAUGUAACAGUUUCCAAAAAAUCAGACAAUGAUCUCUUGAAUUCUAACAGUUUAGACAGGUUAGGUUCUGAAAGUAGGACAGAUAGUGAUAAAAAUAUAACCAGUGAUGUGACUAAGAAAAACAGUGAAAAUGGUUUAGAAAAAAUGGAUGUACAGUACUCUUCGAAAGAUAAUGGAUUUUUGAGCAAAACUGACACAAGGCAGCAUUCUGUGAAUUUUCCUAGUGAACAAUCUAACAACAAAAAUUCUUCAUCUUUAUCUUUUGAAUCUCAAGGGAACACAGAACAACAGAUGUCUAUGACAACUCAAAAUAUGGAUUCUAGCAGGCAAGAUAGAACGGAGGGAAAUUUGAACAGCAGGAGACCUGCGGCAUCAAGAUCAAAUGUGGAUCAGAUGUCUGUUGAUACAAAUCCUCUAACAGUAGAUACAAAUGACAUUGAAUCAACUGUGAACAAUUUACUGGGACUUUCUCCUCACAUGCUAUCGCCGAGCAACAUGAGGCAUAAACAGGUGCAACAGUCACCUCAAUUACAGACCCCAAAGUCCAACUCGCCAGCUUCCAUGAAGUCUCCCAUGACUUCCCCAGCCAUUACAUAUCAGCAGCAGACGCACAUGUCAAACGAUCACUUGACUCGUCCGUCUGCUCCUUCCUCCAUAUCUACCAAUCCGGAUUUGACAUAUUCUGCUGAGUCUCUGUUUAGUUCUCAGUCCAAGCAUUUGGACAGCUCUAGAGGAAUGGACACCAACUCCUCUCAACUGCAGCAGACAACAAGGAUGUCUGGUAAUACAGAUUCCAUGAUGAAGCCCACUGAGGAGAGUAGUAGUGCUGCGAGGCCUAAAUCUAUAUACUCUGCCGACAAUUUUGUUCACAGUGCUAAAAAUGACAAAUCAUCCAAAUCGGCACCAAAUGUGAUUAGUCCUUCAAUGUCCACAAGUUUGCCUCGUGGUCAAAAUGAAAAUAGUUCAGAUGGCUUUAACUUUAAUAACAUUGGUCUCAAUUUAUCAACACCUACCACUUCCACGAAUUCUUUCAUGGACAGUUUGACAAUGUCUCCAAUAAUAUCAACUGUUGCAAAUACAACGUCUUCAUCCACUCCAUUUACUUUCACAUUGUCUUCUAAUUCAUCAACCCACACUACAUCCACAGCAUCCAUGAUGCAGUCACCUGCUUCACAAUCCCAGAACUCAUCACAUCAAGGGAACCACAAUUUCCCAUUUUAUUCUCCACAUCAGUCACCACAGAGACCACCAUCUCACCACCAAAGGCCACCAACCACGUCUGCCUCUCCACAGCAUACCAACUCUGCUCCAAGCAACAUUUCAUCAAAUCAGUCUCAAAGACCUCCAGUGAACAAUCUGUCAAAUUUUGACCUUAAUCUUCCGCCUUCCAACUCACAAAUGCCAUCUUCACAAUCCUCACAGCGUAGAUCUUCUCAUGAACAUGAUGCCAGGAUGUCACAACAUAUGCCAUCUAUGGCUGAUUCACAGUAUCCUUAUGGAAUGUCAAGAAAUUGCUCAGUCCAAGAUCAAAGACAAAGAGAACAAACUACAAUGCCAAGAGAAGAACCACCCAGUUUUCCAAAUAUUACAGUAACGACCCAUGAGGGACCACUGAACAUGGGUAUGAGUAAAUCAAACCCCCAUAAGCGUAUGAAUGACAUCGGACAAGGAAGCAUGUCUUCAAAGUCUGCCAGUGAUUCCAGGUCAGAUAGGACCUCAGGAGGAGGCUACAGUAUGAACAGUAGCAUGCAGCCAUUUUUCCCUCCUCCCAACUUUUCCAAUUCUUCUAGUAAUCCAUUGGAAACACCUCCUCUGUACCAUCCUCCUAUGUUGGGCAGUGACAACCGAGGCAGUAUGGGUGUGCGGGGUUUUAAUCCGGUAUUUUCCUCCUCACAAAGUUACAAUCCAGUGCAGCAGAGUUUUGGUGGAAAUAGGUACGAGAGUAACAAUGUUCCACCCUUUUCACAGAGAGAUUCAUCAGGCACUCAGCCUUUGAGUCACACUCCACCCAAUCAAGUGAUGGAUGGGCGGAAAUCGGCUAACACCCCAUCAUCUCAAACAGCAAAGAGUAACAAACAGCCAUCUCAACCAAUGCAAGGAAGCCAGACAAACAGAACAAUGAAUGGACCACCCUCACACCGGUCAGGGCCCACCCCUCCCCAGGCCCCACCACAGGCUUCCCACAGACCAGCCCCACAGCAACAGCUCUCACAGCCUCAAUCUCAACAAUCUAGGUCAAAGUCAUCAAGCUCAAGUUCAAGGUCAUCUUCUUCUAAACAAUCACAGAAGAAAAAACAAAACUAUGUGGAAAUGGAAAGUGGUAUUCCCCCUCAUCCUGCUAUGUUCGAGGCCAACAGAAUGACCCCUCUGUUUCCCCUCCCCCAAGCUCGAUCUCCGCCAUUCCCAGCCAAUUUAUUUGGUUCUGGACCCCACCAGGGUGCCUCUAUGUCAAAAAAUUCAGAACUCAGUAGUCCUUUCAAUCAGUUAUUUCCACCAGCUCGCCCGCAGAAUGGACUUGGAUUCCAGUUCAAUAAUUUCGGAAUGAACAGUGUACAUAGUGCCAUGUCCAAUUCCCCCCAAAUAACGCCCCAUUCCGGAAGUGUUACUGUAACUCCACACAUGUCAAAUUUUACCUUUACAAAUAUUUUUUCGGAUGUGAACAACUCUUCACAGAAUGACGCUCUCAACAUUUCUCCAAUUAAAUUCCCCCAUCCCAAUCCCAUGCUUCCACACCAGGGUAUGGAUCCCAACUCACUGCAUCACCCACAUCAGCAGGGAUCCUCCAUCUAUCACCACCACAACAGAGCUCAUCCAUCAUCCGUCAUCCACAACGCCAUGAACAUCAAUAGCAUUCUAGGCCAUAAUCACCACAGUUUUGAUUCUAGAGGAAUGUCCCAGGGGAUGAAUACCUCGGUAGCCCCUCCUUUUGCGGGACACGGGCACCCCCCAGGUUUUGGUAUGCCCCCUCUGAAUUUCUCCAUGCAUGACACAUGAGACAAAUCUAAAAAAAAAAUGUCCAUUCCUUUCGAUAUAUACUGUAUGUUUAUGAUCAACUUUUGCAUUUACCUGUACCUUAAUUUUAGUGUAAAGAACAAAUGUGCCAUACUAUUGUAACUUGGGCUAAUGGAAAAGCGAAAAGCAGCAUUUUGAAAAGUUUUAUUCGAGUUGACACAGUAUUAGAAUGUUACCUGGUAAAUUUAUAUUUGUUUGAAGUAUUUUUGAAAUAUUAUAAGUUCAGUUUAAGUUUCUAAAAAAUAUUUUCUUUUGUAUUACAUGCACUUUGAAGGAAUUUGAUUUUAUUCUCAAAGACAUAUGUGUCUGUGGACACAAGUUAAGAUUAGAUUUUUUGUCUCACAAUCUUUAAAAUAUCAAGAGAGAGAAUACAUGUAAUUUUAAAAAAUGGUUUUCUAUGGGCUACUACCAAAUGAAACAGUUCUGUAUAAUUUUUCGUAGGAAUUCAUAAUAUUUUGCUAAUUUAAAGUUGUUCAGUUGAGUUGUCUAUUUUGGAAGAAUUUUUCUAUUUAUGAUUAAUGGUUGUUCUCAUUUUUAUUUUGUUAAGUGUGUAAAAAAUAAUCUCUGAUGUAAAUUGUUCCUGUGAAAUAAUUUGAGAAGGUCAUUAUGAUUUGCUGUUGAAUUGUAAAUGUACUAAAUCGUACCACCCCUAAUAUUUUGUCAAGACGACAAUUUCUCCCCUUUCCACCCUUCCCCAUGAAUUAGAAAAGAGGGAUCCAAAUUUGGUCUUAUGCAAAUUACCUUAUUAUCGAAAUUGUUUUCACCUUUUACACUCAUUCAGGUUCUAUUUUAUUUGAAGUAUGCAAAAGCACGGUUAUUCAUUCAAGACUUCAGACUUUUUUAAAGGAGCAUUCAUUUAGUUGUAAUUCAGGAUGAAGUUUUUUACUUUGCAAUUUUUGCUUCUGAAAAUUCCCAGUCUGUAAUUGCACACAAUUAUUUAUUGUUUUGGUU